Molecule: messenger RNA, 338 nt
Organism: Strongylus vulgaris
Lineage: Eukaryota; Metazoa; Nematoda; Chromadorea; Rhabditida; Strongylidae
Source: the annotation of a GenBank genome assembly
AUGUUUGCGGAUUAUCGAGUACCGCAAGCUUUAGCAUAUUUGGGAGUUUUGGAAUAUUCAGAAAAACUUCUCAGUAUUCUCUCAACCAACCAUCGCCUUGAUAAUGGCAGUCCUGAAGAAGUAGAAUUAAGAGGAGCUUCGAUCUGGGGAUGUGAGCAAAUUGUCUUGGCAAUAGAAAAACUGCGAGCUGCAGAAGGUGAUGUGGUGCGACCUGUCUAUGCCAUGGAUGUCGAUGUUUUCGUUUGGCUAUAUCGUCGUAAGCAUGCAGCGGAGAUUGAGAGGAAGGUGAGCACCUACUUCAUCUUGGUUAUACUUUUUUAUUAUCUGUAUGUUUGAAC